Molecule: messenger RNA, 2127 nt
Organism: Pistacia vera
Lineage: Eukaryota; Viridiplantae; Streptophyta; Magnoliopsida; Sapindales; Anacardiaceae
Product: molybdopterin biosynthesis protein CNX1-like
Biological process (GO): molybdenum incorporation into molybdenum-molybdopterin complex; Mo-molybdopterin cofactor biosynthetic process
Cellular component (GO): cytosol; cytoplasm
Molecular function (GO): molybdopterin molybdotransferase activity
Source: RefSeq, a predicted model, not a curated record
UCGAUCCGUUUGUGUUCCAAACGCCAGGAAUACUAUGAUCUCAGCCGAAGAGGCUCUUCAAACUGUUCUUAGAGUGGGUCAGCGUCUGCCACCCAUUUCUUUGCCACUCCAUGAAGCUCCAGGCAAGGUUUUGGCCCAGGAUAUUCGAGCUCCUGACCCUUUACCUCCUGACCCAGCUUCAGUUAAGGAUGGUUAUGCAGUAGUUGCGUCAGAUGGGCCGGAUGAAUAUCCUGUAAUAACUGAAUCUAGAGCUGGAAAUGAUGGAGUUGGUGUGAUUGUCACUCCAGGAACUGUUGCAUAUGUCACAACUGGAGGACCAAUUCCUGAUGGUGCUGAUGCAGUUGUUCAAGUUGAGGACACCGAAGAAAUCAAAGAUGGUAAUGUCAAAUUUAGGCGAGUAAGGAUAUUGGCUAAAACUAGCAAAGGUUUUGAUAUUCGUCCAGUGGGAUGUGACAUUGAGAAAGAUGAGAUAGUAUUACAAUCUGGACAAAGAAUAGGUGCUUCUGAAAUUGGGUUACUUGCUACAGUGGGCGUGACAAAUGUGAAGGUAUAUAGAACACCUACUAUUGCAGUACUUUCUACAGGAGAAGAACUUGUACAUCCAAAGGUUCAGUGUCUAAACCGUGGCCAGAUUAGGGAUUCAAACCAUGCAAUGAUACUGCAGCAGCAGUGCAAAGUUAUUGAUCUUGGUAUUGCUAGAGACGAUGAGGAAGAACUUGAAAAGAUCUUGGAUAAUGCCUUUUCUGCUGGGAUUGAUAUUCUAGUAACUUCUGGUGGUGUUUCCGUGGGAGACAAGGAUUUUGUCAAGCCAUUGCUUGAAAAGAGAGGGACAGUACAUUUCAGCAAGGUUUGUAUGAAGCCAGGGAAGCCUUUGACAUUUGCUGAGAUCAGUUUAAAGCCAGUAGAGAAUAUAAUGGUGAAUAAAACACUUGCAUUUGGUUUAACUGGAAACCCAGUGAGCUGUCUUAUAUGUUUUCUCUUCAUAGUCCCCACCAUUCGCCAUCUUUCUGGAUGGGAAAACCCUCAUCUUUUGAGGGUGCAGGCUCAUCUUCUCCAGCCUGUGAAGACAGAUAGAGUACGACCAGAAUUUCAUCGUGCUAUUAUUAGAUGGAAAUCCAAUGAUGGAUCAGGCAAUCCUGGAUUUGUUGCUGAAAGUACUGGCCAUCAGAUGAGCAGCCGGCUUUUAAGUAUGAAAUCAGCCAAUGCCUUGUUGGAGUUGCCAGCAGGUGGCAGUUUAAUUUCUGCUGGAACUUCUGUGUCAGCCAUCACAAUUUCAGAUUUUAGUAGUACUGGUAUUAUUGAGACUGGCUUAGGAUCAGUUUUGGCUUCUACAAUGAAAGGAAGCACAACCAAAGAGGCAAGUACAAAUGCUUCUGAGGACACUUUCAAAGUAGCUAUUCUCACAGUAAGUGAUACAGUUGCAUCAGGAACUGGGCCUGAUCAAAGUGGGCCUAGAGCUGUUUCUGUUGUAAAUUCCUCAUCAGAAAGGUUAGGUGGAGCAAGGGUAAUUGCAACAGCUGUAGUCCCAAAUGAUGUAGGGAAAAUCAAAGAUGUUAUCCAGAGAUGGUCUGAUAUUGACAGAAUGGAUCUCAUUCUUACCCUCGGUGGCACUGGCUUCACCCCAAGAGACGUUACCCCUGAAGCUACAAAAGAGCUGAUUCAGAGGGAAACACCUGGUCUUUUGUAUGUAAUGAUGCAAGAGAGUUUAAAGGUGACACCAUUUGCUAUGCUCUCGCGCUCUGCUGCAGGGAUAAGAGGGUCAACAUUGAUCAUUAACAUGCCUGGGAAUCCGAAUGCGGUUGCUGAAUGCAUGGAGGCUUUGUUGCCGGCCCUUAAGCAUGCAUUGAAGCAGAUAAAAGGUGACAAGAGAGAGAAACAUCCUCGUCAUGUCCCGCACGCACAAGCGGCACCAGUGGAUACAUGGGAGCACAGUUACAAGGUGGCUUCUGGUGGUAACACAGAACAUAGUUGUUCUUGUUCCCAUUAGCAUUUUCUUUGGGAGAAGAAAUUCAAAUUCUGUAACAUUAUGUGUAAUUUUGGUUCACUUCAUAUCGUGUGUGAUUAAGGAUAAGUACUCCAUUUUACACAUGGGAAUUGUAAUUUUUCUGUUUUAUUAUUUUCAUUUUC